Molecule: messenger RNA, 3279 nt
Organism: Ostrinia nubilalis (European corn borer)
Lineage: Eukaryota; Metazoa; Arthropoda; Insecta; Lepidoptera; Crambidae
Exons: 3
Coding region: 1719-2594 (291 amino acids)
Source: RefSeq, a predicted model, not a curated record
GAUAUGAACAUAAACUUAAUCCAAAUAUUUUGAUUCUUUCAGAAGAAAAUGAUACAUUUAUCGAACGAGGUUACCAGCAGAUUGUACCAGAUGGGCGUCGACAAGGGAAUAAUCAAUCCUGAGAAAUACUCGUUGAAAACGUUCGAGAGAGACGAUAGUGUCUAUAAAGAUCUGUACAAAAAUAUGUUUCAUUGAACGAUCACCCAAUUGACUAUGGAGAGAGGAUUGUAAUGAAUAAUUUUGGUGUUAUGGUUGACACGCAGGAGCCAUUGCUGGAACCUAAAAACGUGAUCGACAGAAGUAACACAACGCAGGAUUUCUUAACGUACAAUAGCGUAAACUGUAAUAAGGAUAAUUAUUACGAUGAAAUGCAGUAAGUGGCUGAUAACAGAAAAAUUAACCAGGACGUACCUACUUCUCGCUAAUCUAUUACUAAGACGUUUGAUAUCAUUAUUUGCGUUAUGAAAUGUGUAGAAUAUAAAAUCAAGGGAAGUUUUUGAUGCCAUAUAGAGCUAACAAUCAUGGAGACAGUACAGCUUGUAUUGUUACUAUUGGUCAGCAUCAAUUUUGUAAGGUGCAAUGAUAUCGGCGAGGAUGGAGAAUCUUCAAAUCAUUUUACUACCCAACUGUACAAAACUGGCGUCGAUUUAGGUAUAAUCAGCCCUGAAAAAUAUUCUCUUGAAGCUUUCGAGAGAGACGAAAACAAUGUCUUUAAGGAUUUGUAUGAUGAGUACAUCUCACUCAAUUACAGUGAGCCGAUUAAUUACAGCGAGUGGAUUGUAAUGAACAAUUUCGGCAUUCUGGCCGACACGAAAGAGUCAUUGUUCGAGAGGAAAAUUACGAAGCGCAGCACGGCAGAUAAUAAGCGGCGGUUUGUGAAUACUGUUCGGAGGGGAGACAUAUUGGUGUCAGGACGCGGAAUAGGGGGUAUUGUGGGCCACGCGGCCAUCAUGACUACGGACAACAUCGUGUUGGAGAUGAAAGGCGGGCCGAGCGGCACUCCGAGCAACAACCGGCAGCUGAGCAAGCACAAGUGGUUCGACGACCACGCGACUGACUGGACCACUGUCUACCGCGUGCCCAAUGCCAACGUAGCCCGGGAAGCGGCCAGGUGGGCCGACCACAAGUAUUACAACCCCUCUGGAGGCGCUACUAAAACAAUUCACAUAACCUAUAAAAUCGACACUAAUAUAUGGAAGAUAAACCCCAGUUAUUGCUCGAAGCUCGUGAUUCAGGCGUACUACUUCGGCACCGGAAGUAAAAAGGUCAUAAACGAUGAUGUGUCUGUUCGCCGGGUAAUCGUCCCGACGUUGAUCCCGUCUUACUUUGUUUCUCCGUAUAAAUUGAGGAAUAUGGGGAAAUUCUAAAAAUAUUUUUAAUGUUUACUUACCUCGUACUCUAUAGCUUUAAUGUUAAAAACAUCAAUAUAAUGUAUGAAUACAUGAUAAAAUGUUUGAUUUGACUUUCACGUUUCAUAUUACUCAUAUUAGGUACAAUAUAAUGAUGACCUUUUCAAAGUAAUAAGUUUGAAGGUCAAACGAUUAGUGCUACUAAUAACAGGGCAUCCCCUAUUUUUUAUCAGAUCAGAUCAGUAUCAGAUCUAAAUUAGUUUUAUCAUCUGUGACCUAAUUGUUAAAGUAUAAAUUGAAACAAUUUCACCUUCGACAUCACUGAAGUGCAAGACUGCAAAACGAAACAUAAAAAUAAUAAACGUUACAAUGAAGACUCCUAUAUUCGUGGUUAUUUUCUUCCUAGGCUCAAAUUUUGCACAUGCGAAUGGAAUUAAUUUGGACCAUAAAGGUGAUAAUAGCCAGCCACCUAGCUCGCCGACCAACGAAGUGUACCAGAUUGGCAUCGACUUGGGAAUAAUCAACCCUGAAAAGUAUCCUUUGGAAGCGUUUGAACAAGACGAACAAAAUGUCUUUAAAGAUCUUUACAAAGAAUACCUCUCGUUGUACGACGACCAGAUUGAUUAUGAGGAGUGGCUUAUCAUGAAUAAUUUCGGCAUCUUGCCAGAUACCCAAGAGUCUCUUUUGGAGAAGAAAUCAAAUGUCACCAGGUCAAAUAACAAGCAGAAAUUCCUCAAUACUGUAAGGACAGGCGAUAUCUUGAUAACGGGGAACGGAAUCGGAGGUCUUGUCGGCCAUGCCGCCAUCAUGACCACUGACAACUGGGUGGUGGAGAUGCCGGGAGGCAAAGGCUGGCAGAACGGCAUCGCAAGCAAUAAUAGACGGAUUAGCAAGAGCGCUUGGUAUGAGGUCUUCAAGGCAGGGUGGACGAACGUGUACCGGUGUCGUAACAAUGCUGCCGCUAAGGAAGCGGCGUCGUGGGCUACUCGAAGGUACUUUAACUCAAAAGGUGGCAACACGAAGAACGUCCACAUCACUUACAAGAUCACCACCAACACCGCGGUCGUGACCCCAGCUACUGCUCCAAGCUCGUCGUGCAGGCCUACCACUACGGAACUGGCAGCAGGAAGGUUAUUGACACUAACAAACUUAACAAGAUCAUCGUACCCACCACUGUUCCUUCGUACUUUCUAUCUGGUUAUAACUUACGAAACAUGGGAAAAUUCUGAAAAUAGUUUUAAGUAGAUUUAAGUAGAAUUGUAGGUUUAGGUAUAAUUUAUGGUUUAAAUAAAUCAAGUCUUUAUUGUGUUUACUAUGUAUAAGUGACAGUUGAACCAUUGUGAUUAUUUUGAACCUUUCUUACUUACAUACGAUAGGUAUUAUUAAUGCAUUAUUACCAAAAUGUUCCUUUAUAGCGGUAAAUAAGUACAAGUAUAUUUUGAUGAAAUGUAGUUUUUAUUGUCUUUUUCUUCUCUUUUUUUUUUACAUGGAUUGUCUAUGGUUUAAUGUAUUUUAUAAUUUUAAAUAACACAAUCUAGUAUGCAAAAUUAUCCUAUACAUAUAUACAACAAAAUGUCAUUUAUUAUUGUCGGCCGUUUGGUGUAGUGGUUCAAAACGGACUACUAUGCCGAGAGGUCCCGGGUUCGAUUCCCGGCCGGGUAGAAAUUGAAAUGAUGAAUUUUGAUUUCUGUGACGGGUCUGGGUGUUUUCUAUGUAUGUUAAGUAUUGUUAAUUGUGAAAAAUAUAAAACGUUAAAAUAGCGGUAUCGUUAUAGCCAAUGAGAUGCUGUCAUAGUGACAUUGACAAUACGUCAAUGUCACACGAGAAACAAACGUCAGAAUAGAGGGACGCGCGGAGACGACUCCGCGCGCUUUUGUGCUAAGUGAUGAAUUGUAUCUAAAAUAAGGCAAUAUAAUGUGAAAGAUGAGUA